AUGGCAUCCACAUCCAGUCGCACACCAACCGACGAUGAGCUUCGCCACAAACAGUUCCUUAACUCGGAAUGGGAGCGCGAGGAAGCCUUCGAAGAGACCCUCAGAAGCCAGCGGUAUGAAGUCUUGCAGGCCGAGAUAAGCAAUGGUGCAGGCGAACGGGCUCGCAACAAAGUUUUCGACGAGUUCAUUGUGAAAAUCGACGAAGCGCGGGCGAACGCUGCCUACGCACGCAUGCAGGCCUUCGAAGGCGCUCGAGAGUCCCAACAGCUGGAGUACGAGAAGAAUGAAGCGAUAAGAAGUGCGGCGUUUCAGAGUGAAAUGCACACCUUUCAGGCCCAGGUUGUCGUCGAGCUGGAGGUGCAGGAGAAACACUGCUCGAGAUUCAUGGAUUUUCGUGGGCCAGUGUUGGCGCAGGACCACCAGCAUCGACAGGCCGUCUGCGCCUCGCUCAGACGUCGGUUUGAGCAGCAAUUUGACGAUAUCCUCAAACCUUGGGUGGAAGCCUUCGACCAAAAUUUCGAAGCUUUACUGAGAAAAAGACAGGAACGGGCCUUAAGACUACGUAGAGAGUACCCGCAACCCUUCGAUGAAUUGUUUCCGGGAGCUGAAAGCUCCACCACACACACAGUAGGAAGUGUACCGGGAUACCCGGACGCGGACCCGACCUGGACGUCCGGCUUCGAGGAAGAUUUAUCAGGAUCGGACUCAACUGAGAUAUCACCUUUGAUUCCUCUUCCGCAUGGGUCGCAUUCUCUUCGGCGCGAUACAAUCGGGAUGCCAUCGAGUUCCAGUAAUAUUCAAUACCUAGGGGGAGCAAAUCAGAGUGAAGAAGACCCAGGUAAUCUUUCGGGUCCCGUAGAAGGUUCUCGUCCAGGGGGAGCCAUGCCACCCCUUGCAUGUGAAGAAAUGGGCGCAUCACCAUCUCGGGAGGGCUCAAACUCCAACCCGGCAAGAAACGAGGAUGCUAGUCCUAAAGGCAUGCAACCCACAGAGCUGUCGAUUGAUGUAAUGUUCCAAGAGAACCAGACGAACCGCCGGGAGAGAUUCAGAGAGGAGGAGCGGGAAAGGGUAGAACGCUGGAUCGCAGAGGAAAUGGUGCGGGAUUACGCAGGAACUGAUAGGGAAGUGGUGUUUGAGUCGAAGAUACUGGAUUCUGCAAAAACAUUCACCCAAGAGAUGCUAACAUACGACCGGAUAUUCGAGAUCAAACAGCAAGAUAGAGUACUGGACGUCACCGGCGAUCGGUUCAAUGAGGCCCUAUCUCAAUGGGUCGGCAGCUUCAGGGCCUUCGAAUCUCAAACCGACUCCCUUUAUGUCAGUAUGAUGAAGGCAGAAGAGGACCUUGUCCAGGCGCUGCAGGACACCGUGGAAGAGGUCGUUGAACGCCAGACGGACUGGAUGAAUGAUCUCCGAGACAAACAUAGGAAAGUUUUCUCUCAGACAAGAUCUCUCCUCGCUAUGUGGGUCGGUUGUUCGAUAUCGCUGCCAUGGAAUUCUAAGGGACAAUCGACGCGGCGCAAGUUCAUGUACCGAACAGCGAACCGAGAAAGCGAGAUGGUUAGAGACAUAGAUCGGGUAGGAACCGGCCCCGCUCCAAAGAGGCCAUGCCCACUGCGGCAGGGUGGUGGACCCAUCCGAUUACCAUCAUUCAACAUAGCAAGGAGACCUUCAUCGCCUGUCACAGGCGUGGGUAUACAAAGCAUCGUCGCACGUACUUAUAUUGCCGAUCCCCUUCCUAUCCCCGGCGACUUACACGGGAGAGAGGCGAACCUCUCCGGUGAACGAGACCGGCAGACAGUCUUUCGAGAAUCGCAGGAGAGCAUGAAGACAGUAUUUGAUAAGAGUAUGCGAAAGCGCCAGCAGGAAUUCGCGCUCAAGGAGGCGGGCCGUGAACAAGCCUUUGCGCAGGCGCAGACAGCCUGGCAACGCAGAUGGCAGGCUCAGGAAAGAUCUCAGAGCGACGAGUAUAUCGACUCUCAGAGACGGAGGGCUGAGGAGUUCCAAGAGAGCCAGGUAGUCCGCAAGAGGAAAUUUCACGAGGAACAACGAGACAGAGCAAAGAGAUUUCACGAUUUCAUUGAAGCCAGGAGGGACGAGUUCAGACGGAAUCAGGAGGCGCGAGAAGUGCGAUGGACGCAAGGAGAAGACAACCUCCGGUACGGGUUCUGGGAAUGGGAGGAGGAAUAUCUCGCGCAGCUAAGCGGUAUGGUGACGAAAUACCAGGGGCUCUUUUGUGACGAUGAGGCCAGCCGCCACCAGGAUUUUGAGCGCGCGGUUGACUCCAGGGUCCCUUACAGCGACCGUCCGGGCUCUGGCUGCUCUAUUGCGUGA
Gloeophyllum trabeum ATCC 11539 is the source of this 2331-nucleotide messenger RNA. RefSeq lists its product as uncharacterized. NCBI's taxonomy places the organism in Eukaryota, Fungi, Basidiomycota, Agaricomycetes, Gloeophyllales, Gloeophyllaceae. The record is from RefSeq and is a predicted model, not a curated record. The coding region runs from base 1 to 2331 and encodes 776 amino acids. The transcript is spliced from 4 exons.